AUGGUCGAAAUCGCUCUCCAAGGGGAGAGCAAAGGAAUUAUCUAUGAGGGUUAUACCGACGCGUUUCGCCAAUGUAUUUUUGAGGAAGGAAAUGUAAAUGGCCGUAACGAACGAUAUGAAUUUAGGUGUGAUUCUCACUUAGAAUGUUGUGGUCGUAGUUGUUGUAUUCCUGAGGAGGUCACUAUCCCGCUAUGGCUCAUCAUAAUUUUCAUUAUUUUAUUGCUCAUCCUUCUUGCUGCUGCUCUCUUAACUAUCGCUUAUAUCUGUGCCAAGCGACGUAAGCCAAAACCAAAAAAAGACUAUGCUGAUGGAACUGCGAACAAAGGAGGAUACACUGCUCUCGAGACAAACAGAUCAGGAAGAUCCAACAGAGGGUUCAAUGAUCGUGAACGUUUAGUGAACGAACAUGAUACAUACAGCUCCCCUGAUCAUAUGUAUGGUGGCUACGGCAAUAGAACAUACAGUCAUAGCGGUAGUGGACGACCUUAUUAUGGAGGACACAUUGCACGCACUGGAGGAGUUUCUAAUACUGCUGGCUUCAACAUCGACGAUCCUGGGGUCGUACGUGAAGUGGCGAUAUCAAAACGCUUGGAUGGAUAUAAUGCAGGCCCUGGUGCACGUCGGGAUUCUAGGGUGACAGUUAGCAGUGCUGAAGGAGAAAAGUUCAUACCAUCGCCUAUGAAGGAAGAGAGCAUUUCUGCCCCGACGCCCGUCAAAAUCAUUCAACGUUCGGAAGAUGAGAUCAGUCGUGUAAUGGUUCCAGAGCAGAUGGAGGCUAUGCCUCUCAACCCUCAACGAGCUCAGAUGGCUUUCUACAGACCUUUUGUAGCUGAUGACAUGGAAGAAACAACUAUGCCAGCCCCACUACGUGGCUCUGUUAGUUACCAUUCAGUUGCGGAAUUGAGCCAAACUAAAAUGCCUAACAUUAAUCCCAUUGAUCCACCCAAAGGAGCUCAUGCGGAGAAAAUGUACAAAAGACCAGGAUUUGACAAUGUUCCUUCUUACUAA
Molecule: messenger RNA, 1008 nt
Organism: Auanema sp. JU1783
Lineage: Eukaryota; Metazoa; Nematoda; Chromadorea; Rhabditida; Rhabditidae
Source: the annotation of a GenBank genome assembly